Messenger RNA from Neogale vison (American mink), 454 nucleotides. It is a transcript of the gene RBIS, whose product is annotated as ribosomal biogenesis factor. NCBI's taxonomy places the organism in Eukaryota, Metazoa, Chordata, Mammalia, Carnivora, Mustelidae. Gene Ontology annotation, biological process: ribosome biogenesis. Gene Ontology annotation, cellular component: nucleolus. The coding region runs from base 95 to 397 and encodes 100 amino acids. The record is from RefSeq and is a predicted model, not a curated record. The transcript has 4 exons.
CUGGCUCCUUUCCUCCCCGGAACUUCCGGAAGAUCCUGUGGGUGUAGAUGGCGUCACCCGGAGCGUGAGUUGUUGCACGAGGAUAUUGAAGACAAUGGCUAAGAACAAACUAAGAGGGCAGAAGUCCAGGAAUGUAUUUCAUAUAGCCAGCCAAAAAAACUUUAAGUCUAAAAACAAAGCAAAACCAGUUACCACUAACCUUAAGAAGAUAAACAUUGUGAAUAAUGAAAAAGUUACCAGAGUGAAUAAAGCUUUUGUAGAUAUACAAAAGGAACUUGCACAUUUCUCAAAAGGCCUUUCCCUUGAACCUUUGCAGAAACAGCUGAUUCCUCAGCAGUGUCAUGAAAAUGAACCAGUUAAUGUUGAUGAAGCGACAAGAUUAAUGGCUCAGUUGUAAUACACUGGAGAUACAUCAAAUACCCCAAAAAGACCAAUAAAUUAAAUGUUUUAUACA